GGUAAGGCGGUAGUAAUCCCUGGAUGCUGAUUUGCCCAGGGCCCGCCCCGAGUAAAACGCCUCGUCAACUUGACUUCUCCUCCAACCUCCAACCUCAUCUCCCCCCAAUUGACCCUCAAUCAUCGCCCGCGAUGGCCUCUAAACUCUUCUCAGUCCCGCGGGUCGGCCGCCAGUUGCUGCACCAGCUCCCCAAACCCCAAUACAGAGCCUUCUCCGCCGGUUCGCAACGGUUCAGCGACUCCCUUGCGGUGCACCGCAACAAGCCCAACAACAACCCGACCCUCCCGUUCAAGUUUUCCGAGCAGAACCUCAAACUCGCCGAUGAGAUCCUUAAGCGCUACCCUCCCCAGUACAAGAAGGCUGCUGUCAUGCCCCUGCUUGACCUCGGUCAGCGUCAGCACGGCUUCACCAGCAUCAGCGUCAUGAACGAAGUCGCUCGCAUGCUCGAGAUGCCCCCAAUGCGUGUCUACGAGGUCGCGACCUUCUACACCAUGUACAACCGCGAGCCGGUUGGCAAGUACUUCGUGCAGAUCUGCACCACUACCCCCUGCCAGCUCGGCGGCUGCGGUAGUACCGCCAUCGUCAAGGCCAUUACCGAACACCUCGGAAUCACCCCCGGCCACACCACCGAAGAUGGCCUCUUCACAUUCAUCGAGGUCGAAUGCCUGGGUGCUUGUGUUAACGCCCCCAUGGUCCAGAUUAACGAUGACUACUACGAGGAUUUGACCCCGGAGUCGGUCAAGACCAUCCUGACAGCCCUUAAGGACUCCGCCACCGCUACCGGUGCCGGCUCCAAGAUUCCCGCCCCUGGCCCGCUGAGCGGGCGCGAUACCUGCGAGAACAGCGCCGGUCUGACCAACCUGACUGACGUGCCAGAGUGGAACCCGGAGACGAUGAUGCGCAAGGACAAUGCAUUGGACGCCGCGCCCCAGCAAUAG
Penicillium mononematosum is the source of this 938-nucleotide messenger RNA. Its product is annotated as complex I 24 kDa subunit family protein. The coding region runs from base 24 to 938 and encodes 304 amino acids. The record is from RefSeq and is a predicted model, not a curated record. NCBI's taxonomy places the organism in Eukaryota, Fungi, Ascomycota, Eurotiomycetes, Eurotiales, Aspergillaceae. Gene Ontology annotation, molecular function: NADH dehydrogenase activity. The transcript has 3 exons.